GAGAAAGGAACAGGCCGGCCGGUGGAGGAAGGAACAGCUCGGCCGGUGGAGGAAGGAGCAGGCCCGCCGGUGGAGGAAAGAGCAGGCCCGCCGGUGGAGGAAGGAGCAGCUCGGCCGGUGGAGGAAGGAGCAGGCCCGCCGGUGGAGGAAGGAGCAGCUCGGCCGGUGGAGGAAGGAGCAGGCCCGCCGGUGGAGGAACGAGCAGGCCCGCCGGUGGAGGAAGGAACAGCUCCGCCGCCCGUCGCUGCUUUUGUUGGGCUGCUGCUCCGCCGGAAUGAUGGCGCCGUCGCUGUGGAGGGGGCUGGUGGGCAUCGGCCUAUUUGCCCUGGCCCACGCGGCCUUUUCCGCCGCGCAGCAUCGUUCAUAUAUGCGAUUAACAGAAAAGGAAGAUGAAUCACUGCCGAUAGAUAUAGUUCUUCAGACGCUUCUGGCCUUUGCAGUCACCUGUUACGGUAUAGUCCAUAAUGAAGGGGAGUUUAAAGACGUGGAUGCCGCUUCAGAACUAAAAAAUAAGACAUUUGACGCGUUCAGGAAUCACCCAUCAUUUUGUGUAUUUAAUCAUCGUGGUCGAGUACUGUUCCGGCCUUCGGAUAAAACAAAUUCUUCAAACCAAGAUGCGUUGUCCUCUAGCACAUCGUUGAAGUUACGAAAACUUGAAUCACUGCGUCAAAAUUUUUACAAAUUAUAAUAAUAGGACAGGACACAGAGCUGGAAUAUUGGAGUUUGGGGUAUAAAAUACUCCCCUAUCGGUAUUUAUAUUGAUCUUUCAGACCUAAUUAAAAAAAGUCCAUGGUCCUUGUUUGUACAUUGUUAAUCAAAUCAUUAAUGCGAUAUAAGUUAUCUGUGAAAUGUCUUUGAUCUUUCAAAGAGUUCUUAUUUUCAUUUAAAACAAAUUCACAUCUUUUGUAAAAGUCACUGUUUUGAACACAUUUCUUGGAAAAAUGUUGAUGGUUUUGUAAUUAUUUUCUUAGAUUUCUUUUGUGUUACAGUUUUUAGGAUUCUUUUGGAAAUAGUGUGACUAUUGCAUUUUGCAGCAUGAACGAUAGUAAAAUGGUCUUCAGUUCUUAACAACAAAUGGACUUCUCUAAGGAGACUAAAGGUGACUUAUCAGUUUCUGUUACGCCCCCUAAAAAGUGACUCUGCUUCACCAGGUACUGGCCAGUUUUUAAUUUACCCAUGACUUCUCACCCCGUUCUGCUCCCAUAUACCUUCUAACAUCAGCUGUCUUGUUUCAUCAGUUCUCUGGGGUUCUGUGUGCAGUGAGCAAUUUUUGUGCCAGAAAUUCUUUGUCAUAACAAAUAUAUUUAACAAAUUCAA
This is a messenger RNA of Equus quagga, 1317 nucleotides long. Its product is annotated as ER membrane protein complex subunit 5-like. The transcript has a single exon. The record is from RefSeq and is a predicted model, not a curated record. Bases 275 to 688 code for a protein of 137 amino acids. Gene Ontology annotation, cellular component: plasma membrane; EMC complex; Golgi apparatus. Lineage: Eukaryota; Metazoa; Chordata; Mammalia; Perissodactyla; Equidae.